Molecule: messenger RNA, 1299 nt
Organism: Tachysurus fulvidraco (yellow catfish)
Lineage: Eukaryota; Metazoa; Chordata; Actinopteri; Siluriformes; Bagridae
Product: glycolipid transfer protein-like
Exons: 5
Coding region: 123-752 (209 amino acids)
Biological process (GO): intermembrane lipid transfer; ceramide transport
Cellular component (GO): cytoplasm; cytosol; membrane
Molecular function (GO): ceramide 1-phosphate transfer activity; ceramide 1-phosphate binding
Source: RefSeq, a predicted model, not a curated record
CUGGCCCCGCCCACUACUUCCCUGUUGCUGCAUGAAGUGGCACUUCGGCUUGUUCCGGGUUAAUUGUGCUCUCUUUUUUUCCACCUCUCGAUUUGUUUUUGUUGCUUUCUUUGUAUUUCACAAUGUCUCUCUUAUUAGAGAAUCAGUUCCCCGAGCUGCCUAAUCUUAAUGAAAUCGGUACAAAGUCGUUUUUGGAGUCGGUGUCCCAUCUUCCGCCUUUCUUCGAUUGUCUCGGCUCAAAGGUUUUUGCUCCCAUCAAAGCCGACAUAAACGGAAACAUCACAAAAAUCCGAGCCGUAUAUGACACCGAUCCAGUGAAGUACGAGACGCUUCAGAAGAUCCUGGAAGUUGAGAGAGGCACGUACGGGUCCGAGUGGCCGAAAGCAGGGGCCACGUUAGCACUGAUGUGGUUAAAAAGAGGCCUGCGCUUUAUUCAGAUCCUGCUGCAAAGUUUGGCAGAUGGCGAGCAAGAUCAGAACAAUCCCAACCUCAUCCGCGUCAAUAUCACUAAAGCCUACGAACAGGCGCUGAAGAAAUACCACGGCUGGAUCGUGCAGAAGAUUUUUAAGGCUGCACUUCUGGCUGCACCAUACAGGUCGGACUUCCUGAAGGCUCUGUCUAAAGGUCAGGUGGUGGCUGAGGAAGACUGCCUGGCCAACAUCAGGCAGUUCUUGGUGAACUUUACCACCACCGUAGAUGCCAUUUACGAGCUGUACACAGUGACGAAUGCUGAGCUGGACUACACAGUUUAAAGGGUUGCGCUUCACUGCUUUUCUCAGGUCAGACAGCAUUCCACUGGAAACGAUCAGUACUCCAAAUCAGUGCUUCUCAUUUGAUUUGGAUUUUUUUGUUUUGCUAUAAGAGAAAUUUCUACCUUAGCACGGAUUAUGCAGGAAAAACAAACAAACCAAAGUGCAUUCACAUACAGGAUUUCUGACCGAAGACUUCCUGUGAUGUUUAAAGACUGCUGUAUAAAAAAAUAUCCUGCAAAUCUAGGCAAAAUCCCAAAUGACAGAAGCGUCACUGCGUUUACUCCGACCUGAAAAAAAGCCAAUCGAGAAAUGAUUAUAACUGAUUAUGACUGAUUACAUACAUCACACAUGACAGAUACACCGAAUACAUGAUACAAAAGAGUAUUCUUAAAUACUACUGGUGAGGAACUAAUUUUAUAGCACAUUUCAUACAAAUGUGACCUUUUAAGAAAGGGAGGAAUAAAUAAGAACGAAUGAAUAGGACUGAACCAAACAAUAAUUUGUUAUUGAUUUAUAUUUUAAUUAAACAUUAAGGAGUUACAAAUUU